Molecule: messenger RNA, 3138 nt
Organism: Aspergillus melleus
Lineage: Eukaryota; Fungi; Ascomycota; Eurotiomycetes; Eurotiales; Aspergillaceae
Product: putative importin 11
Exons: 7
Coding region: 1-3138 (1045 amino acids)
Biological process (GO): protein import into nucleus
Cellular component (GO): cytosol; nuclear envelope
Molecular function (GO): small GTPase binding
Source: RefSeq, a predicted model, not a curated record
AUGGCUCAUGUCGUUGAGCUUCCGGGCGAGUCAAACCCAUUGACACCGCAGAAUGUCCUCAGUGCUCUGGUUCUGGCUGCUAGCUCGACACAACAGCAAGUACAGACCGGGACCAAGCAGCUUCAACACUGGGAGAAGCAGGAAAAGUACCAUUCCUUCCUUCAGGAUGUUUUCUUGGAUCAUUCUGUGCCCGCCGAAGUUCGGUACAUGUCCAUCAUUCAGUUGAAAAACGGCAUCGACAAAUAUUGGCGAAAAACCGCGACGAACGCCAUCAAAAAGGAGGAAAAGGACCAUAUCAAGACCAGGGCUCUUCACGCUGGUAUCGUCGAGCCCGCUCCUCUUUUAGCCCUUCACAAUGCACUCAUGAUUGCCAAAAUCAUGCGUUACGAAUUUCCUCAUGACUGGCCCGAUGGAAUCUCGUCCCUCAUUACCUUCCUCCGUUCCUCUACCCAGCCAGGCGCCAACCCUCUCCAGUUGCCACGAACCCUGGUCAUAAUCUUACAGAUAAUAAAGGAGUUAUCGACAGCUAAAAUGCUUAGAACGAGGGCUAACCUCCAGUCGGUUGCUCCGGAAAUAUUCCAUCUCCUGGGAGGCAUAUACGUGGAUAAAGUAAAUAUGUGGGCCAAUUCUUUGGAGCAAGGUGGCGCGGACGAGGGAUCGUUGCUAGAAGCAUUAGAGCAAAGCCUUGUCUGUCUCAAGGUCAUUCGGCGCUUGGUCAUUGCCGGAUUUGAGCACCCCAGUCGAGACAAUGAUGUCCGUCAAUUCUGGGUACUGACUCACACUCAUUUUAGUAGAUUCCUGGGGUUCAUUAAUGGUUCCGUCAGUAUCCCUGACUCGGUGCACAAGGCAACCGAAAAGCACCUUUUGCAACUUUCCAAGCUUCAUGUCGAGAUGGCCAGAGACCGGCCUGCGUCUUUUGCCUUGCUUCCGGACAGUAUUCCUCUUGUGCAAUCUUACUGGACCUUGGUGGCCAAACUAGGAGAGAACUACGACCAGCUAGGGGCAGGUGGUGAAUCGGAAGGGAAGUCGCUGAUGGAAAAGACAGGCCUUAGGGCCUUGCUCUUGAUCAGAGCUUGUUCAAAGAUGGCAUUUAACCCGGCCCAGACCUUCAAAUACCAAACUCCUCAAGACAAAGAAGAGAAAAAGGCUUCCGUGGAGCUCAUCAAAUCUCAGCUCUUUUCGCACGACUUUGUGGUAAACGUCAUGGAACUGCUUGUCACACAAUUUUUCCGAUUUAGGAAGAAUGACUUCCAAGAAUGGGAGGAAGACCCCGAGGAAUGGGAGAGAAAAGAGGAGGAUAUCUCUGAUGCCUGGGAAUUUUCUAUCCGAUCAUGUUCCGAAAAGCUCUUCCUUGACCUGGUGAUCCAUUUCAAGGACUUGCUCAUCCCCCGGCUUCUUAGUGUGUUCUAUUCAUUUGCCAGCGUCGAAAAGCGCGAUGUGCUCUUGAAAGAUUCCUUAUACUCGGCCAUUGGAUUGGCAGCCGCAAGUUUGGAACAGCAUUUAGACUUCAACAACUUCUUGCAAACGACGCUCGUCCCUGAAGUACAGCUACAAGAGCAGGGUUAUAACCUUCUUCGAAGAAGAAUCGCCAUUUUGCUGGGCCAAUGGGUCCCUGUGAAGUCAAAUGAGCUGAACAAUGAUGCUAUUUAUCAGAUCUUCCAGCAUUUGCUCAACAAGCAAGACCCUCUAAAUGAUCUAGUCGUCCGGAUCAGUGCUGGCCGACAACUCAAAAGCGUGCUUGACCCUUUCGAAUUCUCCCCCGCUCAAUUUAUGCCAUACGCGCCAUCAGUGCUCCAGAACUUGAUGUCUUUAGUGCAAGAGGUGGAACUCUCCGAGACCAAGAUGGGCCUUCUGGAUACCGUGCGCACUGCCGUGGUGAAAAUGGAAGAUCAUAUUGCCCCCUUCUCAGAUCAGAUCCUUGCCUUAUUGCCGCCAUUAUGGGAAGAAUCGGGCGAAGAGCAUUUGAUGAAGCAGGCUAUCCUCACGCUUCUUUCUUCGUUGAUACAUUCUCUCAAACAAGAGUCCGCCAGAUACCACUCGCUCAUUCUCCCUCUCAUUCAAAAUUCGGUCGAACCAGGCUCUGAAACAAUCAUUUACCUUCUAGACGAAGCGUUAGAACUGUGGUCUGCCAUUCUCAUGCAGACUCCAACUCCGGCUUCUCCUGAAAUCCUCGCCCUUAUCCCAGCUCUUUUCCCUAUCCUCGAAGCGGCGACGGACAGUGCCCCUCAAGCACUUCAAAUCGCCGAGUCUUACAUCUUCCUCGCGCCUCAGGAGAUACUGGGCGAUCGCAUUCGUCUUCCCCUGCUUGCCUCAUUCGAAGCCCUCUUGAAGUCUACCACCAAGCAGCGCCUCGGCAUAGUGCCACGUCUCGUGGAGCUCAUGAUCCGCGGCGCCGAAGCUGUAGACGGUGGAAGCGAAAACACCUACAACGUCAUCACGCGGUCGCUACUUGAUAGUUCUUUCCUCCCUGCGCUCCUCGAGGGCCUCUACUCCGCACACGAGGCCAGUCAAACCACCGGGCCUAACCGAAAGCAGAGCUCUGUCUAUGGCGUAGUUGAGACGGAUUACUUCUCCGUCCUAGCUCGCCUGGCCCUGGCACACCCCAAGAUCUUCGCGUCCGCCGUGGCAAGCGCCACCAGCACCUCAGAAGAGCAAGCCCUCACUUGGAUCCUGACCGAAUGGUUCCUCCACUACGACAACAUCGGCAGCACGAACCAGAAGAAACUCCACGCGCUCGCCCUCACCCAGCUCCUCACCCUCAACGGCCCCGACUCGCAGCCUCCCGCCUACAUCCUCACUCACCUCCAAUCCUACCUCAACAUCUGGACCGACAUCAUCACCGAACUCGCCGAGGGCGCCGAAGGCGACCCCAAUGACCCGCGCAGCGGCGACCAUCUCAUCUACUGGAACAACGCGGAGACAGGCACCUCAGCGGAGCACGAAGCGCCGGAGAACAUCCGUCGCCGCGAGUGGGACAACGCCGACAUCCUGCACAAGAUCAACAUCCGCGACUUUGUCCGCGAGCGUCUCCGCUCCCUGAUUGUCGGAUGUGGAGGCGAGCAACGGUUCCAGGAGGAAUGGCUGCUUAAUGUGGACCGGGAGGUGGUUGCUGCGUUUGGGGCUCUAGGGCUGUUUUAG